Messenger RNA from Myotis myotis, 5406 nucleotides. RefSeq names its product zinc finger protein 283 (gene ZNF283). Lineage: Eukaryota; Metazoa; Chordata; Mammalia; Chiroptera; Vespertilionidae. Gene Ontology annotation, molecular function: DNA-binding transcription factor activity, RNA polymerase II-specific; RNA polymerase II cis-regulatory region sequence-specific DNA binding. The record is from RefSeq and is a predicted model, not a curated record. Gene Ontology annotation, biological process: regulation of transcription by RNA polymerase II.
CAUGAGACGACACUCAACCAAUUGAGCCACACCAGCCAGAGCACAGAUUUGGAGUCAACAUAUGAGACUGAAAAUAACUUUUCAGGAAAGAACAUUUCUGAAAUAAGCUUUUCCCAAUGGGCAAUAAAGGAAAGAAGUAAAACCCUUGAUCUUGAGGCAUCCAUUUCCGAAAAUAAUUGGAAAUGCAAAAGCAAAUUUGAUGAACUACAGGAACAUCAAGAGGAAUACUUCAGUCAAAUGAUAAUCAGCUAUGAAAAGCCCAGUUACCAAAAAAGUAAAUCUCUUAUUGCACACCAAAGACUUAAUCCAGAGAAACCCGACAUUUGUAAGGAAUGUGGGAAGACUUGUAGUCAUAGUUCAAAACUUGUUCAACAGGAGAGAACUCAUACAGCUGAAAAACACUUCGAAUGUAAAGAAUGUGGUAAGGACUUUUUUAGUGCCUAUCAACUCACUGUGCAUCAGAGAUUUCAUACUGGUGAGAAACCCUACAAAUGUAAGGAAUGUGGGAAGACUUUUAGUUGGGGAUCAAGUCUUGUUAAACAUGAGAGAAUCCACAGUGGUGAGAAGCCCUAUGAAUGUAAAGAAUGUGGAAAGGCCUUUAGUCGUGGCUACCACCUUACUCAACAUCAGAAAAUUCACAUCGGUGUGAAAUCUUAUGAAUGUAAGGAAUGUGGAAAGGCCUUUUUUUGGGCCUCAAGCCUUGCUAAACAUGAGAUAAUUCAUUCAGGUGAGAAACCUUAUAAAUGUGAAGAAUGUGGGAAAGCAUUCAGUCGUGGCUAUCAACUUACACAGCAUCAGAAAAUCCAUACUGGUAAAAAACCUUAUGAAUGUAAAGUAUGUGGAAAGGCUUUCUGUUGGGGUUAUCAACUUACUCGACAUCAGAUAUUUCAUACUGGCAAGAAACCCUACGAAUGUAAGGAAUGUGGGAAGAGCUUUAAUUGUGGUUCAAGUCUUGUUCAACAUGAGAGAAUUCAUACGGGUGAGAAACCCUAUGAAUGUAAAGAUUGCGGAAAGGCUUUUAGUCGUGGCUAUCACCUUGCUCAACAUCAAAAAAUUCAUACUGGUGAGAAACCUUUUGAAUGUAAGGAAUGUGGGAAAGCCUUUAGUUGGGGUUCAAGCCUUGUUAAACAUGAGAGAGUCCAUACUGGUGAGAAAUCCUAUAAAUGUAAAGACUGUGGAAAAGUCUUUGGUAGUUUGUAUCAACUUGCUCGACAUCAGAUACUUCAUACUGGAGAGAAACCCUAUGAAUGUAAGGAAUGUGGGAAGACCUUUCAUUGUGGUUCAAGUCUUGCUCAACAUGAGAGAAUUCAUACUGAUGAGAAACCCUAUGGAUGUAAAGAAUGUGGAAAGGCCUUUAGUCGUGGCUACCACCUUACUCAACAUCAGAAAAUUCACAUUGGUGUGAAAUCUUAUGAAUGUAAGGAAUGUGGAAAGGCCUUUUUUUGGGCCUCAAGCCUUGCUAAACACGAGAUAAUUCAUUCAGGUGAGAAAACUUAUAAAUGUGAAGAAUGUGGGAAAGCAUUCAGUCGUGGCUAUCAACUUACACAGCAUCAGAAAAUCCAUACUGGUAAGAAACCUUAUGAAUGUAAAGUAUGUGGAAAGGCUUUCUGUUGGGGUUAUCAACUUACUCGACAUCAGAUAUUUCAUACUGGCAAGAAACCCUAUGAAUGUAAGGAAUGUGGGAAGAGCUUUAAUUGUGGUUCAAGUCUUGUUCAACAUGAGAGAAUUCAUACGGGUGAGAAACCCUAUGAAUGUAAAGAUUGCGGAAAGGCUUUUAGUCGUGGCUAUCACCUUACUAAACAUCAGAAAACUCAUACUGGUGAGAAACCUUUUAAAUGUAACAAAUGUGAGAAGACCUUCAGUUGGAGUUCAAGCCUUGUUAAACAUGAGAGAGCCCAUACUGGUGAGAAAUCCUAUGAAUAUAAAGAAUGUGGGCAGGCCUUUGGUAGUGGGUAUCAACUUAGUGUUCAUCAGACAUUUCAUACUAGUGAGAAACCUUAUAAUGUAAGGAAUUUAGGGAUAUUUACUCAUGGCUCGGACCUUGUUCAACAUGAUAGAAAUUAUAGUAAUGAUAAACCCCAUGAGUAUGAAGAUGGGGAAGUUUUUAUAUGGUCAACUUAUUCAAUUGAAACAAUAGCUACUGGAGAAGAAAUGUGAAAACAUUUUUGUGUGUGUGACAACUUAAACAGAGAAAUCUUAUUCUAGAGAAAACUUAUGAAUGUGAGGAAUGUGCAAAAGCCUUACCUGUGUGUGGAAAAUUUGGUUGAUAUUAGGAAAUUUAUACUAGUAAGAAAUAUUUUAAAUAUAAGGAAUAUGAAAAGGCCUUUAGACUUCUGCAUAAUCUUAUUGAACAUCAAUGUAUAUUAAUUUGAAACUAUUUAAAUGAAAGGAAUGUAUCUUUAUUCAUGACAUAGAGUCUAAUAAGCAUUGGAGGAUUUAUACUUAUAAGAAACACUUUAAGAAAUGAGGGAAGAACGGAAAUUUAAUUCAGUUCUUGCUCUGCACAUCAGAGAAUUAAUACUGCUGUGAAAUCUUAUGAUUGUAAGGAAUGCAGAAAGGUUUAUACACCGAGUGGCCAGGUUAUUAUGACCACCCCAUCAGUACAAUGAAGUGAAUUAGUUAUGCAAAUAAUAAUAAUAAACCUUGAGAGUAUUUGCUUAGGAAGUUUUCAAUAUUCAGUAUUUUUGGAAGUGUCAAUGAAGUACUGAUGAAGUGGGCAUAAUAAUCUGGCUGGUCAUAAUUGGCCACUCAGUGUAGAUGUAAUAAGCACCUUAGAAUACAUCAGAGAACUCAUCCACACGAGAAACCCUUAGAUUAGAAUGCAGGAGCACCUUUAGACAAGUGCUACUCAAACUUGUCUAGAGACUAGUACUAGUCCACAAAAUUGUUACCUGUGCAUCAUAAGAUAAAUGCAGAAAAUGAGAGUAACUGUUUGGAAACAUUUAUAGCAAUUUGAUACUGCCGUAACAUCAUUGCAUUUUACAAAAGUAUCAAUUAGCCCAUGAAUGAUUGGAAAUUAAAAACAAAAGUUUGCCCUUAUCCAGAAAUAAUUGAGACAACAUUCAUACUUUUAUAAAUGUGACACAAGUUACAAUAUGAUUAAUUGGAACAAGGGAACAAGAAAUCCCUCACUUGUCACCUGAUUAGCAGAUUAUUCAUGCUAUAGGAAGAUUCGGCUAAUCUGGAAAUCACAACUUCCUUAUGCCCAUAAAAGCAUAGAGAAUUUACACCAAGUAUGUUCAUUUAGUAAAUGUAUAGAAGGCUUCUAACAGUACUCAGUCUUUGUUAGAUUUUAUUUUGAAUAAUAAAUAUCCAUUAUUUAUGAAAUUAUUUCUGUGAUGUAACACAGAUAGGAAGCCCCUUAUCCAUGGCACAAACCAUACUGAUUGUCAUCACCAUUCCACCUCUCACGCCCUUUGGGUUGUUGGACAAAAUGUUUAUCCCUUUUGGGGAUCAUCUUUAAAAUGCUGGUGAUGGUAACUAUUUAAUAGUACUUUUGUAAAGAGUGGAUAGAUUUAUAUGCAUCAAAUCCUUGGAAGAGUAUCUGGUAUGUAGCCUAUGCUCAAUGCACAUCAGCUGUUGUUCUUAUCCUCCUCAUUAGUAUUACUACUAGUGAAUUCUUAGGAGAGGAAUGCUCAUUGGCAUAAUGAAUUUAGGAAAGCUUUUCAUAACCACUUAUGAAUUUGAGUUUCAGGUAGUUCAUUCUGGAUAAAAUUCAGUAAAACAAAACCUGAGAGGAUUUUUAUUCAGAAUUUAUCCCUUAAGCUUCAUAAAACAUUAAGACUGAAAAUAAAUGUGGAUUUAGCAAGUGUUAAGCUGGGAAUAUACUUGAAGAACCAGGGAGAGGUGUGAAACAAUUUGCCUGAAAUGAAUUCCAACAGACAGAUAGGCAAUAAUUAUAAUUCCUUGUUCACAUUUCAAGAUAAUUUAGAGAUUACAAAGGAAAAAAAAAUGGCCCAUUUGAGAAUUCUUUCCCAAAAUCUUACGACAAUUUUCAGACAAGUUUAAAGAAUAGUAUAAUGAAUAUACUCUUCUCUACCUAGAAUCAAUAAUUGUUAACAUUUGGCCAUAUUUGCCUUUCUCUCUGAAUAUAUGUGUAUGUAUAUUCAUGUAGCAUUUGACUUAUAUAUUAAGUCAUGAUAGUUCAUUCCUGAACACAUUAGCAUGUACCCUUUUAGAUUAAGAACAAUCUUAUUUUAAUACCGUGGUUAUACAAGAAAAUUAUCAAUAAUUCUGUAAUACUAGUAUUCUUUUCUAUUUCAUAUUUCCCAGUGCUCCCAAUAAUUUAUCCUAUUGCUAUUUAUUUUCUUUUUAAAAAAUAUAUAUGUUCUUAUUGAUUUUUAGAGAGAGGGAAAAGGAGAGAGAGAGAUAGAAACAUCAAUGUGAGAGGAACAUCAAUUGGUUACCUCCUGCAGCCCCCUACUGGGAUGGAGCCCACAACUUGGGCAUUACCCUGACCGGGAAUUGAUCUGGUGACCUUUUGGUGCAUGGGUCGACGCCUGGUGCACUGAGCCACACCGCUGGGCACUAUUUACUUUCUAACCAGCAUCAUCUUUAUAUUCAUGCAUUGUAUUUGGUUGUCAUGUCUCUAGAUUUUAGUCUUGAACAGACAGGAAAGCUGUUUUAUAGAAUGAGUACAUUCUAGAUUUGUUUCUUUCCCCAUUAGGAAAUAGUGCAUUAAGAAAAAAAUUGAAUCGCAAGACUAAAGUCUCACAUUGAAAAAUGACCAGGAUAAAUUUUAGGUUAGUCUAUAGGUAGACCCAUAAUGGUCAAAUAUUGACUGCGUAAAAGUUGUUGAAUAAAUUAUAGCUGCUUGUGGAAGGACAAUUUGGAGAUUUUCUUUUCUUUUUCUUUCUUUUUUUAACCAUAACUGACAUAGUAAGUUCUGAAGAUCUGAGUAUCACAGCUGAUGAGCACAAAGGGACUGAAAGCUGAAAAAUAAGCAGCUGGGGAUGUGCUGAUGUUCACCAGUCAUGUAAAGUGAUAAGACAGAGGAGAGAGAAUAAAAGGAAACAAAUUAGCUCACCAGAACCAGGACAGUAUGAUACUGGUCUUUCAGGAGGCACAUGUUAUGACUCAAUGAUGUGGUCAAUGGGUGUUUUUAUAUCUUAUUAGUUCUGGGAAAUAAAAUCAAUUAAAUUCCUUUACUGUGGUCUAAGAUGAAUCUGAAGAGGAUUUAUGCCUUUUAUCCACACUGCCCAAAGGAAUAGCUCUUUUUUUUAAUAUAUUUUUUAAUUACAAGUGACUUACAGUAUUGUAUUAGCUUUAGGUGUACAACUCAGGAAUUAUAUAACUUACUAAGUGGUCACCCUGAUAACUCUAGUACAUAUAUGACAUGAUCAUGUCAUAUAUACAUACUUACUACUAUAAUAGAGGCCCGAUGCAUGAAAAUUUGUGCAAGAAUAG